Molecule: messenger RNA, 171 nt
Organism: Ostertagia ostertagi
Lineage: Eukaryota; Metazoa; Nematoda; Chromadorea; Rhabditida; Trichostrongylidae
Source: the annotation of a GenBank genome assembly
AUGAAUUCAUCUCAGUAUCUUCUAGUGAUCGGUCUGAUAUUCCUGGUCGAGGCUUAUGGUGCACUUGGGCCAACACGAUCCAUGUUAACUGAAGGACCUCUCGGUACCUUUCGUUUCGGAAAACGCAGUGGCAGGCCAGAAAGACUUUCUCGAAUCGAUCAAGGGAACUGA